Molecule: messenger RNA, 3156 nt
Organism: Anoplopoma fimbria (sablefish)
Lineage: Eukaryota; Metazoa; Chordata; Actinopteri; Perciformes; Anoplopomatidae
Product: lysine-specific demethylase 9
Cellular component (GO): nucleus
Source: RefSeq, a predicted model, not a curated record
AGUAGAAGCACCGAGCAGCCCUUUAAACGUAGCCUACGUGCAAAGAUGGCAGCUCAAGUAGACUUGCUCCGGGCCAGAGUAGAAGAUGAAAAGGUGAGAUACAGUCUGGAUCGAUUCAUUAGAGAGAAGAAAAAGAAGAAGAAACACGACCUGUCGCCCUCAGCUGACAAACGGGAGAAGUCUGCAAAAGAAGAGAAGAAAGUGAAGCUCCAUCACCACCAUCACCACCACCAGCACGGGGAGAACCGGGUCCACCAGCUGCAGCAAAAUCCCAAACCACACAAGUUCAGCGCAGAUAAACAUGAUCAGCAAAGCCACCACCACCACCACUACCACCACGGGCAUCACCACGAUCGCGGUCUCACCAAUGGUACGAAAAGCCUGCAGCCGGCUUUGCCUCUUCCUCCUCCUCCUCCUCCUCCUCAGCCGCGGAAGGUAUCGGAGCAGCAGCAGCAGAUGAAGAAGAAGAAGCAGCGAGCGGUGCUGCCCGAGACACCUGCGCUCUUCACGUUCACGCCUCUCAAGGUGGUCAAGGCCAAGACCCAGGAUUUUAAAGAAAAACACCGAGACAAAGACCUGAAAGUGAAGCUGAAGAAGGAGAACACCGAGGCCAAUGUGAAACACUCUGAAAUGAAGAACAAGAAGGAGCCAAGGCCCCACAACGAGAAUGUCAAGUCUCAAACACUGGAGGAAUAUCUCCUGAAGAAGAGAAAGAAGAAGAAGAAGCACCGCGAGGAUGAGCACAGUGUCAAAAAGGUCCGAUACAUGCACAACAAAGCGGUUCAGACUGUGUGUGCAGGGCUUGGGGCGGAUCUCACUCUGCCCGUUCGGCCUGAUCCGCCUCUGCAUGGCACCAUGAGGCAUGAGAGCAAUCGACCACCUGGCAGAGACACUGUGGACAACCACCAAGCCUACCUCCGUGCUCUCAAGCUCGGACACGUCCCCUUCCUCUCCCACCAAGACCACUACAUCCGCAGCUCCUGCCUGCAGACGGGCACCUGGUGCGGACGCUUCAUGCAUGAGGAAAGGCAAGCCAACGGUGGGGGGUCGGUUCUACACGCCUAUGCUGAUGAGCUAGCUUGUCUCGGUCCGGCUGAGAUGGAGUGCUUUUCCCAGGAGUUUCUGGAGUUGGCUUUUGCUGAGACACCCAGAGGUGCAGCCUCAUAUGCUUUGGCAGUGGUGCACAGUGCAGCCGCCUUCCUACCUGACUUCCUGGACUACUUUGCCUUCAACUUCCCCAACACACCAGUUAAAAUGGAGAUACUGGGCAAGAAAGACAUUGAGACCACCACUAUUGCCAACUUUCACUCUCAGGUGAGCCGGACUUACUGUUCAGGAACGUACCGGUCUGGACCCAUGAGGCAGAUAAGCUUGGUGGGAGCAGUAGAUGAGGAAGUUGGAGACUAUUUCCCAGAGUUCCUUGACAUGCUGGAGGAAUCACCCUUUCUCAAGAUGACUCUACCGUGGGGAAGCCUCUCCAGUCUCAAGCUGGACUGUCGCUCUCAAAGUGACGAUGGGCCCAUCAUGUGGGUGCGACCAGGAGAACAAAUGGUCCCCACUGCUGACAUGCCCAAGUCUCCCUUCAAAAGACGCAGGUCCAUGAAUGAGAUUAAAAAUCUACACUACCUGCCUCGGGCCAGUGAACCCAGAGAGGUUCUGUUUGAGGACCGAACUAAGGCCCAUGCAGACCAUGUAGGACAGAGCUUUGACUGGCAGAGCACUGCUGCUGUGGGGGUUCUGAAGGCCGUGCACUUUGGAGAAUGGAAUAACCAACCUCGAAUAACCAAAGACGUAGUGUGUUUCCAAGCUGGGGACUUCAAUGAAGUUGUCCACAGGCUGCAGCUGGAUCUGUACGAGCCCCCAGUGUCUCAGUGUGUCCAGUGGGUAGACGAUGCCAAGCUCAACCAGCUGAGGAGGGAAGGCAUCCGCUACGUCCGUGUCCAGCUCUGUGACGACGACAUUUACUUCAUCCCAAGGAAUGUCAUCCACCAGUUUAAGACCGUGUCUGCAGUCUGCAGCCUGGCCUGGCACAUCCGCCUCAAACGGUACCAUCCAGAGGGAAAGGACAAGGAGGAGGAGCAGCGACCCAACGAUCUCAGCUCCACCAUGGGGCGAUUCUCUUUUUCCUCCCCUGCCAGGCCUGAUGCCACCGUAACCCCCCGUGCACGACCACAGGCAGACAACAUUCAAGGGGGCGUGGCCAAAACUGAAGAACCAGAGUUCCAGAGGCCAGCAACGCCUCCCCAGGAGCCUCAGCCAGCAUCUCCACAGCCCACCAAAUCUGCUCACGUGCCCCCAAAAUACCAGAAUCCCCACCUUUUCUCAGAAACAGUCCACCCUGGAUGUACACCUUCAAAAGAGCCCAUCCUUCCAAAACUUGGCCACACAGCAGAAUUCCCUAAAUUACCCAACAAUGUCUCUCUUCCCACUUUGGUGAGAGUGAACCUGAAAGAUUUGUAGACUAAAACUGACACCUGUGUCAAUCAGGAAGCCUUUAAAUUAUUCUUCAGACUUUUUUCUUCAUCUUUUAAACGUUGAUAAAAUGUUCCCAUAUGUUUUUCAGCCAAAGGGAUUUGAUGGGACUGUGUAACACAUUUGUUCUUUUGAUGGGACUGUGUAACACAUUUGUUCUUUUGAUGGGACUGUGUAACACAUUUGUUCUUUUUUAAUUUGAUAGCACCUAAACUGGAGCCCUCUACUGUCUCAUUCAAAAGGUAUGUAUCGUGUAGAGAAACUAUUAUUUGUAGACUGACUAUGAGUUGACACGCUAACUGUAAAACGUUUAAUCUACGCUGAAGGCUCCGCUGUUUCUUCUUUUGACGUAAUUACUUCAUCGAAGAUGUAAAGUCUGUGGCAGGUGGAGUCAUUGCUUACAUUGAUAAGAUAUGAAUACUCUGGAAGCCUGAUAUUGACAUGAUACGGUUUUAUUCAUUGCAGUGACAAAGGCAUAUAGAAUAAGCCUACCGAGGAGAUACGUGUAGUUUCAUGGAUUGAGGAUGUUGUCAGUUGUCAUCAGAAUCAAAAGCUCGCCACAUAUUUGAUUUCCUGGAUUGGUUACAGCCAGCAAACAAAGGAAAAUCAAAAUGAGUCUUUUGUUUUAAAUGUUUCUUUUAAAUUAAAGAAGAUACAUUUUUCUUUGGGUAGAGAAUUGUAAUU